This is a messenger RNA of Carcharodon carcharias (great white shark), 1245 nucleotides long. Its product is annotated as lactosylceramide 4-alpha-galactosyltransferase-like. The coding region runs from base 1 to 1245 and encodes 414 amino acids. The transcript has 4 exons. Gene Ontology annotation, molecular function: acetylglucosaminyltransferase activity. NCBI's taxonomy places the organism in Eukaryota, Metazoa, Chordata, Chondrichthyes, Lamniformes, Lamnidae. Gene Ontology annotation, biological process: protein O-linked glycosylation. The record is from RefSeq and is a predicted model, not a curated record.
AUGACAGUAGUUUCUGUCCUGGAGCCGUUCCUGACAGCUCUCAGAGCCACCAAGGAAGCUGCUCUCUUGGCUUUGGGAGCCACUGUUGACGGGAAACUCAUGUCAAUUACUGAGGAAGAAUCUGAAGCCAUGAAAAAUCAAAAGAAAUUAUACCUGGUCACCCUGCUUCUCUUUGCUUGUGUUAUCCUGUACAGACAACUUAAGGUCAUCAUCCACUUUCAACAAACGAUGGUUAUAUCUGAUGCUGAUUACCUCAACCCAGACACAACACCCAGGCUUAUGUUUAUAGAUUCCACCAAUAAGGUGGCGCCUUCAGCACUGGCACUUUGCUCCGUGGAGUCAGCAGCUCGUGCGAAUCCUGAGAAACCCAUUUAUUAUUUCAUGAGUGGUUUCAGUGGGAAUUUAUCAGAUUAUCCAAAUCAAUCCAUGACCUUCCAAACUCUUUUAUCAAUGAAAAACAUCAUCCUAUUACCCUUGAACCUCAAAACACUCUUCAAAAACACCCCUUUGGCUGAUUGGUAUCAAAAGGUAGACCCAGAUUUGGAACAAUACUGGAUUCACGUGCUCUCAGAUGCCUGCAGGCUAGCCCUCUUGUGGAAAUAUGGUGGCAUAUACCUGGACACAGACAUCAUAUCCCUGAAGCCAUUGACUUUCACAAAUUUCAUCUGUGCCCAACAGGAAAAUCUAGCCAAUGGUGCAGCUCUGGGAUUUAGCCAACACCACAGUUUCACACAGGACUGCAUGAUAGAUUACGUCAACAAUUAUCAAGGUGAAAUCUGGGGUCACCAAGGCCCUUUGCUAAUGAGCCGUGUAUUGAGACGCUGGUGUAAAACAGACAACCUUGACGAAUUUAUUGAUGUAGAGUGCAAUGGCAUUUCUUACCUGCCUCCAAAGUUUUUCUAUCCAAUUCCAUACGAUGAGUGGGAAAAAUACUUUGAACAUUGGACACUGGAGAAUAUCAGGGCCACUUUCUCAAAUACAUACGGGGCACAUAUCUGGAAUUUUCUGAGCUCUGGGAAGCAGGGUAAUAUGAAUAAUGGGAGUGGAGUACUAUUAGAAUAUUUCUUCCAUAAAUAUUGUCCGAGAACAUACAAGACUUUUUAUACAAAAGAGCUCCUGGGUGAUCUUGUGGUGAUGCGGGUGUUGCGGUCUCUUGAUAGGUACGGGAGCGGAGUGCGCAUGCCUAGUGAGAAGAACGAAGGGAAGAUGACGCUGCAGAACAGUGGGAGGCUGAAACCAGAGUAA